Molecule: messenger RNA, 16119 nt
Organism: Argiope bruennichi
Lineage: Eukaryota; Metazoa; Arthropoda; Arachnida; Araneae; Araneidae
Product: fibroin heavy chain-like
Exons: 1
Coding region: 14-16030 (5338 amino acids)
Source: RefSeq, a predicted model, not a curated record
AACCACAAACAAAAUGAUUUGGACAGUUCGAUUUUCACUAUCGUUACUCGUAGUGAUCUGGUCUCAGAGCAUAUACGCUCUCGGUCAGUCACCAUGGCAAAGCGCAAGCAUGGCCGAAAGCUUCAUGACUUACUUUUCUGCUGCUUUAGGACAAUCAGGAGCAUUUACAAAUGAACAGAUGGAUGAUAUAGAUACGAUUGCCUCAUCUAUAAAAAUGGGUGUAGAUAAAAUGGAAAGAAGCGGAAAGACUUCCCAAAACAAACUGCAGGCAAUGAACAUGGCCUUCGCAUCAGCAGUGGCAGACAUAGCCAUAGCAGAAGGAAGAGGACAGAGCGCUCAAAUAAAAACUAAUGCUAUAGCCGACGCAUUAGCAUCUGCAUUCCUUCAGACGACUGGUGAAGUUAACAACCAGUUCAUAAAUGAAAUAAGAGGCUUAAUUUCUAUGUUCGCUCAGGCAAAUAGCAUAUCCUCGUCAUCAGCAUCAGCUAGCGCAUCAGCCGCAGCUGCCGCUAGUGGAUCUGGCGGUGGUGGACAAGGAUUUAGAGCCGGAUUAGGAGGUGCAGGAGGAGCUGGAGCAGCCAGUGCCGCGGCAGCUGCUGGCGGUCAAGGGGGACGAGGCGGAUUUGGUGGAUUAGAUUCUCAAGCAACAGGUGGUGCCGGUCAAGGAGGAUCGGGAGCCGCAGCUGCUGCAGCUGCAGCCAGUGGAGAUGGCGGUUCUGGAUUAGGAGGCUAUGGUGCGGGACGAGGAUAUGGAGCCGGUUUAGGAGGUGCAGGUGGAGCUGGAGCAGCCAGUGCCGCUGCAGCCGCUGGCGGUCAAGGAGGACGAGGCGGAUUUGGCGGAUUAGGUUCUCAAGGAGCAGGAGGUGCCGGUCAAGGAGGAUCGGGAGCCGCAGCCGCUGCUGCUGCAGCCGGUGGAAAUGGCGGUUCUGGAUUAGGAGGCUAUGGUGCGGGACGAGGAUAUGGAGCCGGUUUAGGAGGUGCAGGUGGAGCUGGAGCAGCCAGUGCCGCUGCAGCCGCUGGCGGUGAAGGAGGACGAGGCGGAUUUGGCGGAUUAGGUUCUCAAGGAGCAGGUGGUGCCGGUCAAGGAGGAGCAGGAAUCGCUGCUGCUGCAGCUGCAGCCGGUGGAGAUGGCGGUUCUGGAUUAGGAGGCUAUGGUGCGGGACGAGGAUAUGGAGCCGGUUUAGGAGGUGCAGGUGGAGCUGGAGCAGCCAGUGCCGCUGCAGCCGCUGCCGGUCUCGGAGGACGAGGCGGAUUUGGCGGAUUAGGUUCUCAAGGAGCAGGUGGUGCCGGUCAAGGAGGAUCGGGAGCCGCAGCCGCUGCUGCUGCAGCCAGUGGAGAUGGCGGUUCUGGAUUAGGAGGCUAUGGUGCGGGACGAAUAUAUGGAGCCGGUUUAGGAGGUGCAGGUGGAGCUGGAGCAGCCAGUGCCGCUGCAGCCGCUGGCGGUCAAGGAGGACGAGGCGGGUUUGGUGGAUUAGGAUCUCAAGGAGCAGGUGGUGCCGGUCAAGGAGGAGCAGGAGCCGCAGCUGCUGCAGCUGCAGCCGGUGGAGAUGGCGGUUCUGGAUUAGGAGGCUAUGGUGCGGGACGAGGAUAUGGAGCCGGUUUAGGAGGUGCAGGUGGAGCUGGAGCAGCCAGUGCCGCUGCAGCCGCUGGCGGUCUCGGAGGACGAGGCGGAUUUGGCGGAUUAGGUUCUCAAGGAGCAGGUGGUGCCGGUCAAGGAGGAUCGGGAGCCGCAGCCGCUGCUGCUGCAGCCGGUGGAGAUGGCGGUUCUGGAUUAGGAGGCUAUGGUGCGGGACGAGGAUAUGGAGCCGGUUUAGGAGGUGCAGGUGGAGCUGGAGCAGCCAGUGCCGCUGCAGCCGCUGGCGGUCAAGGAGGACGAGGCGGGUUUGGUGGAUUAGGAUCUCAAGGAGCAGGUGGUGCCGGUCAAGGAGGAGCAGGAGCCGCAGCUGCUGCAGCUGCAGCCGGUGGAGAUGGCGGUUCUGGAUUAGGAGGCUAUGGUGCGGGACGAGGAUAUGGAGCCGGUUUAGGAGGUGCAGGUGGAGCUGGAGCAGCCAGUGCCGCUGCAGCCGCUGGCGGUGAAGGAGGACGAGGCGGAUUUGGCGGAUUAGGUUCUCAAGGAGCAGGUGGUGCCGGUCAAGGAGGAUCUAGUGCCGCGGCUGCUGCAGCUGCAGCCGGUGCAGAUGGCGGUUCUGGAUUAGGAGGCUAUGGUGCGGGACGAGGAUAUGGAGCCGGUUUAGGAGGUGCAGAUGGAGCUGGAGCAGCCAGUGCCGCUGCAGCCGCUGGCGGUCAAGGAGGACGAGGCGGAUUUGGCGGAUUAGGUUCUCAAGGAGCAGGUGGUGCCGGUCAAGGAGGAGCAGGAGCCGCAGCCACUGCUGCUGCAGCCGGUGGAGAUGGCGGUUCUGGAUUAGGAGGCUAUGGUGCGGGACGAGGAUAUGGAGCCGGUUUAGGAGGUGCAGGUGGAGCUGGAGCAGCCAGUGCCGUUGCAGCCGCUGGCGGUCAAGGAGGACGAGGCGGAUUUGGCGGAUUAGGUUCUCAAGGAGCAGGUGGUGCCGGUCAAGGAGGAUCUAGUGCCGCGGCUGCUGCAGCUGCAGCCGGUGCAGAUGGCGGUUCUGGAUUAGGAGGCUAUGGUGCGGGACGAGGAUAUGGAGCCGGUUUAGGAGGUGCAGGUGGAGCUGGAGCAGCCAGUGCCGCUGCAGCCGCUGGCGGUCUCGGAGGACGAGGCGGAUUUGGCGGAUUAGGUUCUCAAGGAGCAGGUGGUGCCGGUCAAGGAGGAUCGGGAGCCGCAGCCGCUGCUGCUGCAGCCAGUGGAGAUGGCGGUUCUGGAUUAGGAGGCUAUGGUGCGGGACGAAUAUAUGGAGCCGGUUUAGGAGGUGCAGGUGGAGCUGGAGCAGCCAGUGCCGCUGCAGCCGCUGGCGGUCAAGGAGGACGAGGCGGGUUUGGUGGAUUAGGAUCUCAAGGAGCAGGUGGUGCCGGUCAAGGAGGAGCAGGAGCCGCAGCUGCUGCAGCUGCAGCCGGUGGAGAUGGCGGUUCUGGAUUAGGAGGCUAUGGUGCGGGACGAGGAUAUGGAGCCGGUUUAGGAGGUGCAGGUGGAGCUGGAGCAGCCAGUGCCGCUGCAGCCGCUGGCGGUGAAGGAGGACGAGGCGGAUUUGGCGGAUUAGGUUCUCAAGGAGCAGGUGGUGCCGGUCAAGGAGGAUCUAGUGCCGCGGCUGCUGCAGCUGCAGCCGGUGCAGAUGGCGGUUCUGGAUUAGGAGGCUAUGGUGCGGGACGAGGAUAUGGAGCCGGUUUAGGAGGUGCAGAUGGAGCUGGAGCAGCCAGUGCCGCUGCAGCCGCUGGCGGUCAAGGAGGACGAGGCGGAUUUGGCGGAUUAGGUUCUGAAGGAGCAGGUGGUGCCGGUCAAGGAGGAGCAGGAGCCGCAGCCACUGCUGCUGCAGCCGGUGGAGAUGGCGGUUCUGGAUUAGGAGGCUAUGGUGCGGGACGAGGAUAUGGAGCCGGUUUAGGAGGUGCAGGUGGAGCUGGAGCAGCCAGUGCCGUUGCAGCCGCUGGCGGUCAAGGAGGACGAGGCGGAUUUGGCGGAUUAGGUUCUCAAGGAGCAGGUGGUGCCGGUCAAGGAGGAUCUAGUGCCCUGGCUGCUGCAGCUGCAGCCGGUGCAGAUGGCGGUUCUGGAUUAGGAGGCUAUGGUGCGGGACGAGGAUAUGGAGCCGGAUUAGGAGGUGCAGAUGGGGCUGGAGCAGCCAGUGCCGCUGCAGCCGCUGGCGGUCAAGGAGGACGAGGCGGAUUUGGCGGAUUAGGUUCUCACGGAGCAGGUGGUGCCGGUCAAGGAGGAUCGGGAGCCGCAGGCGCUGCUGCUGCAGCCGGUGGAGAUGGCGGUACUGGAUUAGGAGGCUAUGGUGCGGGACGAGGAUAUGGAGCCGGUUUAGGAGGUGCAGGUGGAGCUGGAGCAGCCAGUGCCGCUGCAGCCGCUGGCGGUCAAGGAGGACGAGGCGGAUUUGGUGGAUUAGGAUCUCAAGGAGCAGGUGGUGCCGGUCAAGGAGGAGCAGGAGCCGCAGCUGCUGCAGCUGCAGCCGGUGGAAAUGGCGGUUCUGGAUUAGGAGGCUAUGGUGCGGGAGGAGGAUAUGGAGCCGGUUUAGGAGGUGCAGGUGGAGCUGGAGCAGCCAGUGCCGCUGCAGCCGCUGGCGGUCAAGGAGGACGAGGCGGGUUUGGUGGAUUAGGAUCUCAAGGAGCAGGUGGUGCCGGUCAAGGAGGAGCAGGAGCCGCAGCUGCUGCAGCUGCAGCCGGUGGAGAUGGCGGUUCUGGAUUAGGAGGCUAUGGUGCGGGACGAGGAUAUGGAGCCGGUUUAGGAGGUGCAGGUGGAGCUGGAGCAGCCAGUGCCGCUGCAGCCGCUGGCGGUCUCGGAGGACGAGGCGGGUUUGGCGGAUUAGGUUCUCAAGGAGCAGGUGGUGCCGGUCAAGGAGGAUCGGGAGCCGCAGCCGCUGCUGCUGCAGCCGGUGGAGAUGGCGGUUCUGGAUUAGGAGGCUAUGGUGCGGGACGAGGAUAUGGAGCCGGUUUAGGAGGUGCAGGUGGAGCUGGAGCAGCCAGUGCCGCUGCAGCCGAUGGCGGUCAAGGAGGACGAGGCGGGUUUGGUGGAUUAGGAUCUCAAGCAGCAGGUGGUGCCGGUCAAGGAGGAGCAGGAGCCGCAGCUGCUGCAGCUGCUGCAGCUGCAGCCGGUGGAGAUGGCGGUUCUGGAUUAGGAGGCUAUGGUGCGGGACGAGGAUAUGGAGCCGGUUUAGGAGGUGCAGGUGGAGCUGGAGCAGCCAGUGCCGCUGCAGCCGCUGGCGGUCAAGGAGGACGAGGCGGAUUUGGCGGAUUAGGUUCUCAAGGAGCAGGUGGUGCCGGUCAAGGAGGAUCUAGUGCCGCGGCUGCUGCAGCUGCAGCCGGUGCAGAUGGCGGUUCUGGAUUAGGAGGCUAUGGUGCGGGACGAGGAUAUGGAGCCGGUUUAGGAGGUGCAGAUGGAGCUGGAGCAGCCAGUGCCGCUGCAGCCGCUGGCGGUCAAGGAGGACGAGGCGGAUUUGGCGGAUUAGGUUCUCAAGGAGCAGGUGGUGCCGGUCAAGGAGGAGCAGGAGCCGCAGCCGCUGCUGCUGCAGCCGGUGGAGAUGGCGGUUCUGGAUUAGGAGGCUAUGGUGCGGGACGAGGAUAUGGAGCCGGUUUAGGAGGUGCAGGUGGAGCUGGAGCAGCCAGUGCCGCUGCAGCCGCUGGCGGUGAAGGAGGACGAGGCGGAUUUGGCGGAUUAGGUUCUCAAGGAGCAGGUGGUGCCGGUCAAGGAGGAUCUAGUGCCGCGGCUGCUGCAGCUGCAGCCGGUGCAGAUGGCGGUUCUGGAUUAGGAGGCUAUGGUGCGGGACGAGGAUAUGGAGCCGGUUUAGGAGGUGCAGGUGGAGCUGGAGCAGCCAGUGCCGCUGCAGCCGCUGGCGGUCAAGGAGGACGAGGCGGAUUUGGUGGAUUAGGAUCUCAAGGAGCAGGUGGUGCCGGUCAAGGAGGAGCAGGAGCCGCAGCUGCUGCAGCUGCAGCCGGUGGAGAUGGCGGUUCUGGAUUAGGAGGCUAUGGUGCGGGACGAGGAUAUGGAGCCGGUUUAGGAGGUGCAGGUGGAGCUGGAGCAGCCAGUGCCGCUGCAGCCGCUGGCGGUCAAGGAGGACGAGGCGGGUUUGGUGGAUUAGGAUCUCAAGGAGCAGGUGGUGCCGGUCAAGGAGGAGCAGGAGCCGCAGCUGCUGCAGCUGCAGCCAGUGCAGAUGGCGGUUCUGGAUUAGGAGGCUAUGGUGCGGGACGAGGAUAUGGAGCCAGUUUAGGAGGUGUAGGUGGAGCUGGAGCAGCCAGUGCCGCUUCAGCCGCUGGCGGUCAAGGAGGACGAGGCGGAUUUGGUGGAUUAGGAUCUCAAGGAGCAGGUGGUGCCGGUCAAGGAGGAGCAGGAGCCGCAGCUGCUGCAGCUGCAGCCGGUGGAGAUGGCGGUUCUGGAUUAGGAGGCUAUGGUGCGGGACGAGGAUAUGGAGCCGGUUUAGGAGGUGCAGGUGGAGCUGGAGCAGCCAGUGCCGUUGCAGCCGCUGGCGGUCAAGGAGGACGAGGCGGAUUUGGCGGAUUAGGUUCUCAAGGAGCAGGUGGUGCCGGUCAAGGAGGAUCUAGUGUCGCGGCUGCUGCAGCUGCAGCCGGUGCAGAUGGCGGUUCUGGAUUAGGAGGCUAUGGUGCGGGACGAGGAUAUGGAGCCGGAUUAGGAGGUGCAGAUGGGGCUGGAGCAGCCAGUGCCGCUGCAGCCGCUGGCGGUCAAGGAGGACGAGGCGGAUUUGGCGGAUUAGGUUCUCACGGAGCAGGUGGUGCCGGUCAAGGAGGAUCGGGAGCCGCAGCCGCUGCUGCUGCAGCCGGUGGAGAUGGCGGUACUGGAUUAGGAGGCUAUGGUGCGGGACGAGGAUAUGGAGCCGGUUUAGGAGGUGCAGGUGGAGCUGGAGCAGCCAGUGCCGCUGCAGCCGCUGGCGGUCAAGGAGGACGAGGCGGAUUUGGUGGAUUAGGAUCUCAAGGAGCAGGUGGUGCCGGUCAAGGAGGAGCAGGAGCCGCAGCUGCUGCAGCUGCAGCCGGUGGAAAUGGCGGUUCUGGAUUAGGAGGCUAUGGUGCGGGAGGAGGAUAUGGAGCCGGUUUAGGAGGUGCAGGUGGAGCUGGAGCAGCAAGUGCCGCUGCAGCCGCUGGCGGUCAAGGAGGACGAGGCGGGUUUGGUGGAUUAGGAUCUCAAGGAGCAGGUGGUGCCGGUCAAGGAGGAUCGGGAGCCGCAGCCGCUGCUGCUGCAGCCGGUGGAGAUGGCGGUUCUGUAUUAGGAGGCUAUGGUGCGGGACGAGGAUAUGGAGCCGGUUUAGGAGGUGCAGGUGGAGCUGGAGCAGCCAGUGCCGCUGCAGCCGCUGGCGGUCUCGGAGGACGAGGCGGAUUUGGCGGAUUAGGUUCUCAAGGAGCAGGUGGUGCCGGUCAAGGAGGAUCGGGAGCCGCAGCCGCUGCUGCUGCAGCCGGUGGAGAUGGCGGUUCUGGAUUAGGAGGCUAUGGUGCGGGACGAGGAUAUGGAGCCGGUUUAGGAGGUGCAGGUGGAGCUGGAGCAGCCAGUGCCGCUGCAGCCGCUGGCGGUCAAGGAGGACGAGGCGGGUUUGGUGGAUUAGGAUCUCAAGGAGCAGGUGGUGCCGGUCAAGGAGGAGCAGGAGCCGCAGCUGCUGCAGCUGCAGCCGGUGGAGAUGGCGGUUCUGGAUUAGGAGGCUAUGGUGCGGGACGAGGAUAUGGAGCCGGUUUAGGAGGUGCAGGUGGAGCUGGAGCAGCCAGUGCCGCUGCAGCCGCUGGCGGUGAAGGAGGACGAGGCGGAUUUGGCGGAUUAGGUUCUCAAGGAGCAGGUGGUGCCGGUCAAGGAGGAUCUAGUGCCGCGGCUGCUGCAGCUGCAGCCGGUGCAGAUGGCGGUUCUGGAUUAGGAGGCUAUGGUGCGGGACGAGGAUAUGGAGCCGGUUUAGGAGGUGCAGAUGGAGCUGGAGCAGCCAGUGCCGCUGCAGCCGCUGGCGGUCAAGGAGGACGAGGCGGAUUUGGCGGAUUAGGUUCUCAAGGAGCAGGUGGUGCCGGUCAAGGAGGAGCAGGAGCCGCAGCCACUGCUGCUGCAGCCGGUGGAGAUGGCGGUUCUGGAUUAGGAGGCUAUGGUGCGGGACGAGGAUAUGGAGCCGGUUUAGGAGGUGCAGGUGGAGCUGGAGCAGCCAGUGCCGUUGCAGCCGCUGGCGGUCAAGGAGGACGAGGCGGAUUUGGCGGAUUAGGUUCUCAAGGAGCAGGUGGUGCCGGUCAAGGAGGAUCUAGUGCCGCGGCUGCUGCAGCUGCAGCCGGUGCAGAUGGCGGUUCUGGAUUAGGAGGCUAUGGUGCGGGACGAGGAUAUGGAGCCGGUUUAGGAGGUGCAGGUGGAGCUGGAGCAGCCAGUGCCGCUGCAGCCGCUGGCGGUCUCGGAGGACGAGGCGGAUUUGGCGGAUUAGGUUCUCAAGGAGCAGGUGGUGCCGGUCAAGGAGGAUCGGGAGCCGCAGCCGCUGCUGCUGCAGCCAGUGGAGAUGGCGGUUCUGGAUUAGGAGGCUAUGGUGCGGGACGAAUAUAUGGAGCCGGUUUAGGAGGUGCAGGUGGAGCUGGAGCAGCCAGUGCCGCUGCAGCCGCUGGCGGUGAAGGAGGACGAGGCGGGUUUGGUGGAUUAGGAUUUCAAGGAGCAGGUGGUGCCGGUCAAGGAGGAGCAGGAGCCGCAGCUGCUGCAGCUGCAGCCGGUGGAGAUGGCGGUUCUGGAUUAGGAGGCUAUGGUGCGGGACGAGGAUAUGGAGCCGGUUUAGGAGGUGCAGGUGGAGCUGGAGCAGCCAGUGCCGCUGCAGCCGCUGGCGGUGAAGGAGGACGAGGCGGAUUUGGCGGAUUAGGUUCUCAAGGAGCAGGUGGUGCCGGUCAAGGAGGAUCUAGUGCCGCGGCUGCUGCAGCUGCAGCCGGUGCAGAUGGCGGUUCUGGAUUAGGAGGCUAUGGUGCGGGACGAGGAUAUGGAGCCGGUUUAGGAGGUGCAGAUGGAGCUGGAGCAGCCAGUGCCGCUGCAGCCGCUGGCGGUCAAGGAGGACGAGGCGGAUUUGGCGGAUUAGGUUCUCAAGGAGCAGGUGGUGCCGGUCAAGGAGGAGCAGGAGCCGCAGCCACUGCUGCUGCAGCCGGUGGAGAUGGCGGUUCUGGAUUAGGAGGCUAUGGUGCGGGACGAGGAUAUGGAGCCGGUUUAGGAGGUGCAGGUGGAGCUGGAGCAGCCAGUGCCGUUGCAGCCGCUGGCGGUCAAGGAGGACGAGGCGGAUUUGGCGGAUUAGGUUCUCAAGGAGCAGGUGGUGCCGGUCAAGGAGGAUCUAGUGCCCUGGCUGCUGCAGCUGCAGCCGGUGCAGAUGGCGGUUCUGGAUUAGGAGGCUAUGGUGCGGGACGAGGAUAUGGAGCCGGAUUAGGAGGUGCAGAUGGGGCUGGAGCAGCCAGUGCCGCUGCAGCCGCUGGCGGUCAAGGAGGACGAGGCGGAUUUGGCGGAUUAGGUUCUCACGGAGCAGGUGGUGCCGGUCAAGGAGGAUCGGGAGCCGCAGGCGCUGCUGCUGCAGCCGGUGGAGAUGGCGGUACUGGAUUAGGAGGCUAUGGUGCGGGACGAGGAUAUGGAGCCGGUUUAGGAGGUGCAGGUGGAGCUGGAGCAGCCAGUGCCGCUGCAGCCGCUGGCGGUCAAGGAGGACGAGGCGGAUUUGGUGGAUUAGGAUCUCAAGGAGCAGGUGGUGCCGGUCAAGGAGGAGCAGGAGCCGCAGCUGCUGCAGCUGCAGCCGGUGGAAAUGGCGGUUCUGGAUUAGGAGGCUAUGGUGCGGGAGGAGGAUAUGGAGCCGGUUUAGGAGGUGCAGGUGGAGCUGGAGCAGCCAGUGCCGCUGCAGCCGCUGGCGGUCAAGGAGGACGAGGCGGGUUUGGUGGAUUAGGAUCUCAAGGAGCAGGUGGUGCCGGUCAAGGAGGAGCAGGAGCCGCAGCUGCUGCAGCUGCAGCCGGUGGAGAUGGCGGUUCUGGAUUAGGAGGCUAUGGUGCGGGACGAGGAUAUGGAGCCGGUUUAGGAGGUGCAGGUGGAGCUGGAGCAGCCAGUGCCGCUGCAGCCGCUGGCGGUCUCGGAGGACGAGGCGGGUUUGGCGGAUUAGGUUCUCAAGGAGCAGGUGGUGCCGGUCAAGGAGGAUCGGGAGCCGCAGCCGCUGCUGCUGCAGCCGGUGGAGAUGGCGGUUCUGGAUUAGGAGGCUAUGGUGCGGGACGAGGAUAUGGAGCCGGUUUAGGAGGUGCAGGUGGAGCUGGAGCAGCCAGUGCCGCUGCAGCCGAUGGCGGUCAAGGAGGACGAGGCGGGUUUGGUGGAUUAGGAUCUCAAGCAGCAGGUGGUGCCGGUCAAGGAGGAGCAGGAGCCGCAGCUGCUGCAGCUGCAGCCGGUGGAGAUGGCGGUUCUGGAUUAGGAGGCUAUGGUGCGGGACGAGGAUAUGGAGCCGGUUUAGGAGGUGCAGGUGGAGCUGGAGCAGCCAGUGCCGCUGCAGCCGCUGGCGGUCAAGGAGGACGAGGCGGAUUUGGCGGAUUAGGUUCUCAAGGAGCAGGUGGUGCCGGUCAAGGAGGAUCUAGUGCCGCGGCUGCUGCAGCUGCAGCCGGUGCAGAUGGCGGUUCUGGAUUAGGAGGCUAUGGUGCGGGACGAGGAUAUGGAGCCGGUUUAGGAGGUGCAGAUGGAGCUGGAGCAGCCAGUGCCGCUGCAGCCGCUGGCGGUCAAGGAGGACGAGGCGGAUUUGGCGGAUUAGGUUCUCAAGGAGCAGGUGGUGCCGGUCAAGGAGGAGCAGGAGCCGCAGCCGCUGCUGCUGCAGCCGGUGGAGAUGGCGGUUCUGGAUUAGGAGGCUAUGGUGCGGGACGAGGAUAUGGAGCCGGUUUAGGAGGUGCAGGUGGAGCUGGAGCAGCCAGUGCCGCUGCAGCCGCUGGCGGUGAAGGAGGACGAGGCGGAUUUGGCGGAUUAGGUUCUCAAGGAGCAGGUGGUGCCGGUCAAGGAGGAUCUAGUGCCGCGGCUGCUGCAGCUGCAGCCGGUGCAGAUGGCGGUUCUGGAUUAGGAGGCUAUGGUGCGGGACGAGGAUAUGGAGCCGGUUUAGGAGGUGCAGGUGGAGCUGGAGCAGCCAGUGCCGCUGCAGCCGCUGGCGGUCAAGGAGGACGAGGCGGAUUUGGUGGAUUAGGAUCUCAAGGAGCAGGUGGUGCCGGUCAAGGAGGAGCAGGAGCCGCAGCUGCUGCAGCUGCAGCCGGUGGAGAUGGCGGUUCUGGAUUAGGAGGCUAUGGUGCGGGACGAGGAUAUGGAGCCGGUUUAGGAGGUGCAGGUGGAGCUGGAGCAGCCAGUGCCGCUGCAGCCGCUGGCGGUCAAGGAGGACGAGGCGGGUUUGGUGGAUUAGGAUCUCAAGGAGCAGGUGGUGCCGGUCAAGGAGGAGCAGGAGCCGCAGCUGCUGCAGCUGCAGCCAGUGCAGAUGGCGGUUCUGGAUUAGGAGGCUAUGGUGCGGGACGAGGAUAUGGAGCCAGUUUAGGAGGUGUAGGUGGAGCUGGAGCAGCCAGUGCCGCUUCAGCCGCUGGCGGUCAAGGAGGACGAGGCGGAUUUGGUGGAUUAGGAUCUCAAGGAGCAGGUGGUGCCGGUCAAGGAGGAGCAGGAGCCGCAGCUGCUGCAGCUGCAGCCGGUGGAGAUGGCGGUUCUGGAUUAGGAGGCUAUGGUGCGGGACGAGGAUAUGGAGCCGGUUUAGGAGGUGCAGGUGGAGCUGGAGCAGCCAGUGCCGUUGCAGCCGCUGGCGGUCAAGGAGGACGAGGCGGAUUUGGCGGAUUAGGUUCUCAAGGAGCAGGUGGUGCCGGUCAAGGAGGAUCUAGUGUCGCGGCUGCUGCAGCUGCAGCCGGUGCAGAUGGCGGUUCUGGAUUAGGAGGCUAUGGUGCGGGACGAGGAUAUGGAGCCGGAUUAGGAGGUGCAGAUGGGGCUGGAGCAGCCAGUGCCGCUGCAGCCGCUGGCGGUCAAGGAGGACGAGGCGGAUUUGGCGGAUUAGGUUCUCACGGAGCAGGUGGUGCCGGUCAAGGAGGAUCGGGAGCCGCAGCCGCUGCUGCUGCAGCCGGUGGAGAUGGCGGUACUGGAUUAGGAGGCUAUGGUGCGGGACGAGGAUAUGGAGCCGGUUUAGGAGGUGCAGGUGGAGCUGGAGCAGCCAGUGCCGCUGCAGCCGCUGGCGGUCAAGGAGGACGAGGCGGAUUUGGUGGAUUAGGAUCUCAAGGAGCAGGUGGUGCCGGUCAAGGAGGAGCAGGAGCCGCAGCUGCUGCAGCUGCAGCCGGUGGAAAUGGCGGUUCUGGAUUAGGAGGCUAUGGUGCGGGAGGAGGAUAUGGAGCCGGUUUAGGAGGUGCAGGUGGAGCUGGAGCAGCAAGUGCCGCUGCAGCCGCUGGCGGUCAAGGAGGACGAGGCGGGUUUGGUGGAUUAGGAUCUCAAGGAGCAGGUGGUGCCGGUCAAGGAGGAUCGGGAGCCGCAGCCGCUGCUGCUGCAGCCGGUGGAGAUGGCGGUUCUGUAUUAGGAGGCUAUGGUGCGGGACGAGGAUAUGGAGCCGGUUUAGGAGGUGCAGGUGGAGCUGGAGCAGCCAGUGCCGCUGCAGCCGAUGGCGGUCAAGGAGGACGAGGCGGGUUUGGUGGAUUAGGAUCUCAAGCAGCAGGUGGUGCCGGUCAAGGAGGAGCAGGAGCCGCAGCUGCUGCAGCUGCAGCCGGUGGAGAUGGCGGUUCUGGAUUAGGAGGCUAUGGUGCGGGACGAGGAUAUGGAGCCGGUUUAGGAGGUCCAGGUGGAGCUGGAGCAGCCAGUGCCGCUGCAGCCGCUGGCGGUCAAGGAGGACGAGGCGGAUUUGGCGGAUUAGGUUCUCAAGGAGCAGGUGGUGCCGGUCAAGGAGGAUCUAGUGCCGCGGCUGCUGCAGCUGCAGCCGGUGCAGAUGGCGGUUCUGGAUUAGGAGGCUAUGGUGCGGGACGAGGAUAUGGAGCCGGUUUAGGAGGUGCAGAUGGAGCUGGAGCAGCCAGUGCCGCUGCAGCCGCUGGCGGUCAAGGAGGACGAGGCGGAUUUGGCGGAUUAGGUUCUCAAGGAGCAGGUGGUGCCGGUCAAGGAGGAGCAGGAGCCGCAGCCGCUGCUGCUGCAGCCGGUGGAGAUGGCGGUUCUGGAUUAGGAGGCUAUGGUGCGGGACGAGGAUAUGGAGCCGGUUUAGGAGGUGCAGGUGGAGCUGGAGCAGCCAGUGCCGCUGCAGCCGCUGGCGGUCAAGGAGGACGAGGCGGAUUUGGCGGAUUAGGUUCUCAAGGAGCAGGUGGUGCCGGUCAAGGAGGAUCUAGUGCCGCGGCUGCUGCAGCUGCAGCCGGUGCAGAUGGCGGUUCUGGAUUAGGAGGCUAUGGUGCGGGACGAGGAUAUGGAGCCGGUUUAGGAGGUGCAGGUGGAGCUGGAGCAGCCAGUGCCGCUGCAGCCGCUGGCGGUCAAGGAGGACGAGGCGGAUUUGGUGGAUUAGGAUCUCAAGGAGCAGGUGGUGCCGGUCAAGGAGGAGCAGGAGCCGCAGCUGCUGCAGCUGCAGCCGGUGGAGAUGGCGGUUCUGGAUUAGGAGGCUAUGGUGCGGGACGAGGAUAUGGAGCCGGUUUAGGAGGUGCAGGUGGAGCUGGAGCAGCCAGUGCCGCUGCAGCCGCUGGCGGUCAAGGAGGACGAGGCGGGUUUGGUGGAUUAGGAUCUCAAGGAGCAGGUGGUGCCGGUCAAGGAGGAGCAGGAGCCGCAGCUGCUGCAGCUGCAGCCGGUGGAGAUGGCGGUUCUGGAUUAGGAGGCUAUGGUGCGGGACGAGGAUAUGGAGCCGGUUUAGGAGGUGCAGAUGGAGCUGGAGCAGCCAGUGCCGCUGCAGCCGCUGGCGGUCAAGGAGGACGAGGCGGAUUUGGCGGAUUAGGUUCUCAAGGAGCAGGUGGUGCCGGUCAAGGAGGAUCGGGAGCCGCAGCCGCUGCUGCUGCAGCCGGUGGAGAUGGCGGUUCUGGAUUAGGAGGCUAUGGUGGACGAGGAUAUGGAGCCGGUUUAGGAGGUGCAGGUGGAGCUGGAGCAGCCAGUGCCGCUGCAGCCGCUGGCGGUCAAGGAGGACGAGGCGGGUUUGGUGGAUUAGGAUCUCAAGGAGCAGGUGGUGCCGGUCAAGGAGGAGCAGGAGCCGCAGCUGCUGCAGCUGCAGCCGGUGGAGAUGGGGGUUCUGGAUUAGGAGGCUAUGGUGCGGGACGAGGAUAUGGAGCCGGUUUAGGAGGUGCAGGUGGAGCUGGAGCAGCCAGUGCGGCUGCAGCCGCUGGCGGUCAAGGAGGACGAGGCGGAUUUGGCGGAUUAGGUUCUCAAGGAGCAGGUGGUGCCGGUCAAGGAGGAUCUAGUGCCGCGGCUGCUGCAGCUGCAGCCGGUGCAGAUGGCGGUUCUGGAUUAGGAGGCUAUGGUGCGGAACGAGGAUAUGGAGCCGGUUUAGGAGGUGCAGAUGGAGCUGGAGCAGCCAGUGCCGCUGCAGCCGCUGGCGGUCAAGGAGGACGAGGCGGAUUUGGCGGAUUAGGUUCUCAAGGAGCAGGUGGUGCCGGUCAAGGAGGAUCGGGAGCCGCAGCCGCUGCUGCUGCAGCCGGUGGAGAUGGCGGUUCUGGAUUAGGAGGCUAUGGUGCGGGACGAGGAUAUGGAGCCGGUUUAGGAGGUGCAGGUGGAGCUGGAGCAGCCAGUGCCGUUGCAGCCGCUGGCGGUCAAGGAGGACUAGGCGGAUUUGGCGGAUUAGGUUCUCAAGGAGCAGGUGGUGCCGGUCAAGGAGGAUCGGGAGCCGCAGCCGCUGCUGCUGCAGCCGGUGGAGAUGGCGGUUCUGGAUUAGGAGGCUAUGGUGCGGGACGAGGAUAUGGAGCCGGUUUAGGAGGUGCAGAUGGAGCAGGAGCAGCCAGUGCCGCUGCAGCCGCUGGCGGUCAAGGAGGACGAGGCGGAUUUGGCGGAUUAGGUUCUCAAGAAGCAGGUGGUGCCGGUCAAGGAGGAUCGGGAGCCGCAGCCGCUGCUGCUGCAGCCGGUGGAGAUGGCGGUUCUGGAUUAGGAGGCUAUGGUGCGGGACGAGGAUAUGGAGCCGGUUUAGGAGGUGCAGAUGGAGCUGGAGCAGCCAGUGCCGCUGCAGCCGCUGGCGGUCAAGGAGGACGAGGCGGAUUUGGCGGAUUAGGUUCUCAAGGAGCAGGUGGUGCCGGUCAAGGAGGAUCGGGAGCCGCAGCUGCUGCAGCUGCAGCCGGUGGAGAUGGCGGUUCUGGAUUAGGAGGCUAUGGUGCGGGACGAGGACAUGGAGCCGGUUUAGGAGGUGCAGGUGGAGCUGGAGCAGCCAGUGCCGCUGCAGCCGCUGGAGGUCAAGGAGGACGAGGCGGAUUUGGCGGAUUAGGUUCUCAAGGAGCAGGUGGUGCCGGUCAAGGAGGAUCUAGUGCCGCGGCUGCUGCAGCUGCAGCCGGUGGGGAUGACGGUGCAGGACGAGGAGGCUUUGGUCAUGAACUAGGUUUUGGAGCCGUCUUAGUAGGUGCAGGUGGAGCUGGAGCAGCCAGUGCCGCUGCAGCCGUUGGCGGUCAAGGAGGACGAGGCGGAUUUGGCAGAUUAGGUUCUCAAGGAGCUGGUGGUGCCGGUCAAGGAGGAUCGGGAGCCGCAGCCGCUGCUGCUGCAGCCGGUGGAGAUGGCGGUUCUGGAUUAGGAGGCUAUGGUGCGGGACGAGGAUAUGGAGCCGGUUUAGGAGGUGCAGGUGGAGCUGGAGCAGCCAGUGCCGCUGCAGCAGCUGGCGGUCAAGGAGGACGAGGCGGAUUUGGCAGAUUAGGUUCUCAAGGAGCAGGUGGUGCCGGUCAAGGAGGAUCUAGUGCCGCGGCUGCUGCUGCUGCAGCUAGUGGAGAUGGCGGUUCUGGAUUAGGAGGCUAUGGUGCGGGACGAGGAUAUGGAGCCGGUUUAGGAGGUGCAGGUGGAGCUGGAGCAGCCAGUGCCGCUGCAGCCGCUGGCGGUCAAGGAGGACGAGGCGGAUUUGGCGGAUUAGGUUCUCAAGGAGCAUGUGGUGCCGGUCAAGGAGGAUCGGGAGCCGCAGCCGCUGCUGCUGCAGCCGGUGGAGAUGGCGGUUCUGGAUUAGGAGGCUAUGGUGCGAGACGAGGAUAUGGAGCCGGUUUAGGAGGUGCAGGUGGAGCUGGAGCAGCCAGUGCCGCUGCGUCCGCUGCUGCUUCACGCUUAUCAUCACCUAGUGCUGCUUCCAGAGUCUCUUCCGCUGUUACAUCUUUGAUAUCAGGUGGCGGCCCAACUAAUCCUGCAGCGUUAUCUAAUACUUUUAGCAAUGUUGUUUAUCAAAUUAGUGUAAGUAGUCCUGGUCUCUCUGGCUGUGAUGUUCUUAUACAAGCUUUACUCGAACUCGUUUCGGCUUUGGUACAUAUUCUUGGUUCAGCUAACAUUGGGCAAGUUAAUUCCAGCGCUGCUGGAGAAUCAGCUUCAUUGGUUGGACAAUCCGUAUACCACGCUUUCUCUUAAAAAAUUAUGUAAGGUCUUUUGAAUUUUUUGAAUUCAAAUCUAUUUUUUGAAAUAUAUUUGUUCUGAAAUAAAAUUAUGCAUUACUGAAA